Molecule: messenger RNA, 1104 nt
Organism: Candidula unifasciata
Lineage: Eukaryota; Metazoa; Mollusca; Gastropoda; Stylommatophora; Geomitridae
Source: the annotation of a GenBank genome assembly
AUGGCGCUCGCGACGCGUUUCAGAUUAACUAAAACACAGGAUGAGAGUUUCAUCGAUAUUACAAAGAAUUUACCAUCUCUUCAGUUCGAGAGUGCACUCUCGGAUGAUGAGAAAAAACUUAUGAUACUGAGACCAAUAAAUCAUGCAUUAACAGUCACACACUGUGCUUUAGUCACUGUUGUGGUUGACGUCUUCAAAAUGGCUAGGAAGAUUCUGUUGUCAUUUUUGGAUCAAAAUAAACCAGAAACAGACAGUGACAGUGAGGACAGAGAUCUACCGAUUGUUGGAAUCAUUGGCUGUGGGAGGCUGGGAAGGCAAAUUGUCAACUGUCUCUUAACGUACGGACAGCUCCUUCCAGCUAGACUAAAAAUCUCCACCAGAAGGCCUGAAAGUUUAGGUCUGCAGGAAAAGGGGCUUGAAUGUUAUUUCAACAAUAAACGACUGGUUUCCUCUGUGCAUGUCAUUAUACUAUGUGUCUUGCCAUCUCAAAUACCCUGUGUUGCUGAAGAAAUCAAGGACUGCAUAUCAUCUUCUCAGAUUGUGAUCAACCUAUCCAGCAGCCUUUCUUCAAGGAAACUGUGUCAGAUCAUGCAUUCAUCAAACAUUCUCAGCCCUAUGCUACAGUGGUCGUGUGAGAAUCCAGAAGUGAAGUAUGAACACAGCCUUGAUGUUAUUUCAGCAUUAGUGAACAGAGAGACUGUCUUACAUACAUGCCCCCUUGGUGUGCGGAAAACAGGUAUGAUAGUUAGAACCAAUCCCCGUCUGGCAGAAACCCUCAUCCUGGCUGUGGUUAAUAUGUGCAGCAAGCAAGGACUGUCUCAGGAGCAGAGUCUCACCAUCAUCCAUACUGCUGUAUUUGGAGACAGUGCUAAGAAGAAUCAAGUAAAUUACGACAGAUUAUUACCACAAGAUUUCGGAAUUACUGAAAUAUCGGAAGAUACUAAUAGAUGCUUUCCAUUCUACAAUUUAGUGGAUGUUUUUGAAAAUGGAUCACAUUUGUCAAAAGUACUGUUGGAAAAUGAAUCCCUACAGACGGCAUUCAUCUCUAGAUAUUGCCAUGUUUUUGAAGACUAUAUUCAUAAGAGAAAAUACGGACACCUAUAA